AUGAGAGGUCUCUUGUUCUCGACCGUGGCUGGCCUCGUCCAGCUCAGUGCCGCCCAGUCUUCCACUACUCCUUCUGUACCAACUGGAACACCCAUCACGGGCGAUUACAAUGGCACAUACCGUCCUCAGAUUCACUUUUCUCCUCCCCAACAUUUCAUGAAUGACCCCAAUGGCAUGUUCCGCGAUGCUGAUGGUCUCUGGCAUUUAUACUAUCAGUAUAAUCCCACCGAUGUAGUCGCGGGCAACCAGCAUUGGGGCCAUGCAACGUCAAAGGACUUGUACCACUGGGUGAAUCAGCCCAUUGCGCUCUUCCCACCGGAGAAAGACACUUAUGUCUUUUCUGGAAGUGCUGUUGUUGAUGUCAACAACACGUCCGGAUUCUUCCCUGACCAAGACAAUGGUGUAGUUGCGAUCUACACUCUAUCAUCGCCGACUGUCCAAGACCAGGCAAUCGCCUAUUCGCGAGAUGGAGGCUACACGUUUACUCCAUAUGCCAAUAACCCCGUCAUCAACAGCACAUCUACUCAGUUCCGCGAUCCUAAAGUCAUUCGCUACGAUGACUCAUGGAUCAUGGUCGUUGCCUACCCUCAAGACUUCAAGAUCGGCAUCUUUGAAUCUGACAACCUCAAGGACUGGAAGCCUACCAGCAAUUUCUCCCACCAUGGCCUUCUCGGUCUGCAGUACGAGUGUCCAAACAUGAUCCCCAUGCCUUACGUGGAUGGGGACGGUAACAAGCAAGAUGAUAUGUGGCUCAUGGCUAUCAGCAUCAACCCUGGUGCGCCAUUAGGAGGUUCUAUCACUGAGUACUUCCCUGGUACUUUCAACGGUACUCACUUUGAGGCUGUUGACGCUGCUGCACGAAUCGCAGACUUUGGAAAAGAUAACUAUGCUGGGCAGUGGUUUUAUGGUCUUUCAGAGGACGAGUAUCCUGUUUCUAUUGCUUGGGCUUCCAACUGGCAGUACACCAGCGUCGUACCUACAGGCGAUGAGGGUUGGAGAAGUGCGAUGAGUCUUCCUCGUGAGAACUACCUCACCAAGGCUAAGCGCGUUGGCUGGAAGCUUGUCUCCAAGCCUUAUGACCUUAGCCCUGUGCUGGGUCGUGAGCUCGCCUCCAACAGCAGCUUUGGCAACGGAACACUCAUUGUUGACUACUCCGAUGUUGAAUCGAACGCUAUUUACUGGGAAGUCAAUGUCACUGGCAUUCCCGACGGUGGAAUUCCCCCAACCUCUUCUAUGAACUGGACGUUCUCAAGCCCCAUCACCAACGAAGCCAUCAAGAGCGGCUACUACCUCGGCGGCGACCCCGUGUUCUUCCUCGACCGUGGUGGUGUCAAGGGGUUUGACAAUAUCUUCUACACUGAUAAGACCUCCCUUGGCAGUCUUGCUACUGAGAACGGCACCUGGAGCCUUAGCGGUGUCAUUGAUAGGUCUAUUUACGAGGCUUUCCUCAACGAUGGUGUUGAUAGUGUUACCAACACUUUCUUCUCCACAGAGCCAUUGACACUCAUGAUAUUCAGCGCAACUGACUUGCCCGAGGAUGUCAAAGUUAGUGUCAAGGUUCAUGCUUUGGAGAGUGCAUGGAAGGAGAUGGAGAAUGAUGAUGGACUUGUGGCGGGAAACAGAACAUCGAGUUCAUCAUAG
Fusarium fujikuroi IMI 58289 is the source of this 1641-nucleotide messenger RNA. RefSeq names its product related to SUC2-invertase (sucrose hydrolyzing enzyme). NCBI's taxonomy places the organism in Eukaryota, Fungi, Ascomycota, Sordariomycetes, Hypocreales, Nectriaceae. Gene Ontology annotation, molecular function: sucrose alpha-glucosidase activity. Gene Ontology annotation, biological process: sucrose catabolic process. The record is from RefSeq and is a predicted model, not a curated record. The coding region runs from base 1 to 1641 and encodes 546 amino acids. Gene Ontology annotation, cellular component: fungal-type vacuole. The transcript is spliced from 2 exons.